Molecule: messenger RNA, 2511 nt
Organism: Cavenderia fasciculata
Lineage: Eukaryota; Evosea; Eumycetozoa; Acytosteliales; Cavenderiaceae
Exons: 1
Coding region: 1-2511 (836 amino acids)
Biological process (GO): rRNA base methylation
Cellular component (GO): cytoplasm
Molecular function (GO): rRNA (uridine-N3-)-methyltransferase activity
Source: RefSeq, a predicted model, not a curated record
AUGAAUGAGAAAGAAAGCUUUGAAAAGAAAGUAGCAACUGGUUCACCAAUUGCUAGCAAAGUCAAAGAUCUCCACUGCAGUACCGAGGGAAGGAUUGGUGAGGGAUUAGAGCAAGAAGAGUCAAAGUCAUCAUUUAGUGGUGGUACCUCUACUAGUAUCAUAUCUACAAUGUGCGGUGAUAAAAGAGUAGAGUUCUUUUUUAAUGAACAAAAGAAGAGUUUGGUGGCUAAAGUUGGUAAAGAUGGUGAAGUUGGUAAAGUUGACCAAGUUGAAUUCACAGUAGUACUUCCUCCAAUUAGAAAUCAAAAUCAUGUCGCUCUUUCACAAGCUUGUCGCCUUCGAAUGUUGCUUAGAAAUAGACUUGUAAAGCCUUUAAUCGAUAAAACAAACAAAACAAUUACUUUUGGAACAGGAAGACAAGUUGAAUCUUGGAAGAUACUGAGUACCUACGAGAUACUGAACCCCGAAAACCCCCCAGCUGGAAUUUCGAGUGAUUGCUACCUGGUACGAUCAAAUGGAACUAUUAGUUUUGGUGUUGGAAAUACUGUCAAAACUUUAGAUAUUCACAAUGAUACAUGGUCAAUUCAAUCAUUUCAAACCAAUCAAAUUACAGCCAUGGCAGAGAGUCCCGAUGGCUUAUUAAUAGUUGGAGAUGACAAUGGUGUCAUUCAUAUCCCAGAAAAGGGUAUAUCCAUAGCUUUGGAGGGCCCAGUUCAAAGGAUCACAUUUAAAAAUCCAAAUGAAGUACUAGUGAAACAAGAAAACAUCAUUUCAUUGAUUUCUCUUAAGCCAAUGAAAUUAACUGGGCACGUUGAAGCCAAUGAAUUCUUUUGCCUUGGUAAUGGACAAAUUAUAAUUCAAAAAGAUAAGACUUUGCACAAAGUGGACAAAGAAUUCAAAUUGGAAAAAGCCUUUGAAGAAAAUGUAGACGGUGUUUUAUAUGGCCAUGACUCAUCCUUAUUGGUAUUGAAAGGCAAAAAAACAUUCAUUUUGUCUUACAAUGGAGAAACAAUCUCAUCUUUUGGGUGGAUAGAUAAAUGGGAAGAUCGAGCAAUAUCAAUACAUUUAAAAUCUAUAGACAACAAUAGAGUUGCGUAUAGAGAGUUUAAAGAAAAAUCCGUAAUGAGGAUUUCAGGAGAAAAGUCUACAUGGACACACAACCCCAAAAAACAUAAAGAAUGGUUUAUCAAUUGUUCAACAAUUCUAUCGGAUGGUUCAAUUAUCUAUGCAACAAAUCAACAAGGAGCAGGUAUUCAUCACAUCCAAUAUAUUCAAUUAGAUAAAAUGACAUCCUCAUCUGCCCAAGAAUAUAGCAUCCGAAUAUUAGAAGAAACGGUUGAUGGUUUGGUUAUUGGUUUUAAUUAUGGAGGAGGUAUAGUUAUUUUCGAACCAGACAUUGAAGCUUGGGAUCCAAACAUUGAUAAUAAUUUCAAGAAAGACCAACUAAAUCUCCAACUCAAGUAUGACCCUACCCAACUUCAUUUGUAUGACGAACUCGUCGCAUUACAAGGCAAUAGUCCUGAUAAAUACCUGGUAUUUAUGAGGGGGAUGGAGGCUGCAAUCAAGUUAAACAAAAUUUAUAAAGCUCGAAGAUUCUAUGAAAAAGCUAAAAAUGUGCUACCACUUUUUAAGCAAGAAGCAGCUGAAAGAUUCUACCAGCAUCUAAAAAGUACUCCAUAUAAACAACAAAGAAGAGUGGUCGCACUGGAACUGUAUGCCCUCACAAAAGAAGAAAAGUAUCUGAAAGAAUUCAACUCAACCUAUAAAUCAAGAUUAAUCAUUGGUGAAGGAAAUUUCUCAUACACCAAAUCACUGUUGGAAGAACACUCACAAUUGGAAGGAUUAGCGAAAUCAAUCAUUGCAACAGAAUUAAUCAAAAAGUCUGAACUCAAAAACAAAAUUAUUUUGGGAACCAUUGAAGAAUUAGAAAAAAAAGGUGUGAAUAUUAUGUUUGAAGUUGAUGGCCAAGUAAUUGGAAAAAGAUUUACAGAUCAAAAAUACAAAAGAAUCCAAUGGAACUGUCCUUUUGGUGGAACAUCAGGUACAGCCAGAGAAGAUUUUAAAAAAGUCGUACCAAAAUUCUUUCAAUCUGCUUCACAAUUACAGAAUGUUGGAGAUAGAAUUCAUAUCGCUCUCGAUCAAUCAAAGAGUUACUGGAAAGAAAGAAAAAAUUAUGUUUAUAUCGAAAGACAAACAGACAAUCCUAUUGUCAAAGGAUCAAUCAAGGCAAAAUAUAAACUAAUUCGAAAAAGAAGAUUUGGUAAAAGAUAUCCCAACUAUGAACAUAAAAUGACUGAUCAAGAUGGAUCAUCCUUAAAACCUUCAGUUAUUAGAGAGUUUGUAUUUGAAAAGGUUGACCAUGACAUUCCUUCAAUCCAAGACGGUGAAAUAGAUAAAAACUAUGUGAUAAAUGGUAUAGUGACCGAUCAAAAAAACAUAGAACAUUAUGGCAAUGCCUACUUUGAUUGUAGUACCGAUGAUGACUCUUCAGAUUACUGUGAUAGUGACUAA